Mollisia scopiformis is the source of this 564-nucleotide messenger RNA. RefSeq names its product DUF1783-domain-containing protein. The record is from RefSeq and is a predicted model, not a curated record. Gene Ontology annotation, cellular component: mitochondrial inner membrane. The transcript has 2 exons. Lineage: Eukaryota; Fungi; Ascomycota; Leotiomycetes; Helotiales; Mollisiaceae. Bases 1 to 564 code for a protein of 187 amino acids. Gene Ontology annotation, biological process: mitochondrial respiratory chain complex IV assembly.
AUGAGGCAACAUUUCGUGCAGAGACGGACGUUAAUCGCUGCUCCGAAAGAGGGAGACGGACCUCUGAUGUCUCGACGCGCUGAUCGGGAAUUACCUGAUAUCCCCGAAAACGGCAUGAAAUGGAUGCGCACCAUCCCCAUCUUCCUCGCCGUCCUCAUCUCCUCCACCCUCGCCAUCUUCAACUACCAAAAGUCGUCCUCGUCGGUCGUGUCCUCGACCAUGUACGCGCUGCGGACCUCGCCCGCGGCGCGCGAGGCCCUCGGCGACGAGAUCUACUUCGCGCACAAGAUGCCGUGGAUCUGGGGCGAGAUGAACCAGCUGCAUGGCAGGAUUGAUAUCCGGUUCGAGGUCAAGGGGAGUAGGGGCGUGGGCACGAUGCGGUUUAGGAGUUUUAGGCCGACGAGGAUGGGGAUGUUUGAGACGACGGAGUGGAGUCUGGAGAUGAGGGGCGGGGAGAAGAUUGAUUUGCUCGAUGGGAGUGAUCCGUUUGUCGGGAUUGAGGUUGAUGAGGAGGAGCCGAAGCAGGUUGGGAGAGGGAGUUAUGCUCCGAAUUUGUCGGGUUGA